AUGCAUUUGUUACCCACUUCCUUGUUUGCGGCCCUUGUUUUGUCAUGGUCGGCCAUGGCGGCCGGCGUAUCUCGCGCAACGAGCAGCCCACAGAACCAGCUCCUGUUGUCAGGCUGCGCCGACGACGCUGGCUUCAGCAGCUGCCAAAAGGAAGCUAAUGAGCAUCUGGAUAAGUGUUUGCAAACCGCCAAAGCCAACGGAAAUACAAAGACGGAAAUCCUGUCUUGUGGGUGUACAUUCUACACGGAAAAUAUCAACUGCGCCGCCACAUCCUGCUGGAAUAAGGUCUACGAAUGCAACUAUCAAAUAUUCGUGACCGGAUUCCUCGCCAACUGCCCAGUUGCAAAAGCCCCCAUCCCGUAUUUCCCCAUCCCUGCUGGCGCUCAGGAUGCAUGCUCGUGCAACUUGGGUAAAAUCUUCUUGGAGACCUCCUUGGCCAUCCAAGAGAGCGCAACCUGUUCAAACAGCGCCAAAGGAGGCGACGCCUCGGCCAACGUGCAGAUUAUCCAGGGCUGCAUUUGCUGUGAGAUUAGCGCAGCCUUGUCCAGCAUUGUUGCGACAUGCCCAGACACCGACCCGAAUCUUGUUGGUCUGGAGGCUGCCCACACUCUCCAGACCAACAUGAAUACACCAUUCAACUCAUGCGGGAAAUACCUGUCGUCGUUUGACUGUGUGUCUCAACUUGGGUUCCAAAAGAUUGGUGGUGGCUCGUUUUACACACCCAAUAAUCUUCCAGCGUUUGGCAAGCAGCCACUAACAAACACAGGAGGCUCGGUCACCACUCCAGGCAACGGACCUAGCUUCCGCUGGACAAACGCGGCUGAUGGGAAAACAUACACCAUCAACGCCGCUGGCCUGGGCAAGGCGCAAGGCUCCGGGAAUAGUGGCUCAAACCAGGGCAACAACAAUGGUGGAGGCUCGUCCACAUCAAACAGCAAAAGCACCGCUUCUAGAACCAAUCCGACUCUCCUUUCGUGGGCGGUUGGCGCUGUGUUAUUCGCUGGGGCGACUGCUUUAGCUGAACACAUUUGCGGCUUUUAG
Molecule: messenger RNA, 1041 nt
Organism: [Torrubiella] hemipterigena
Lineage: Eukaryota; Fungi; Ascomycota; Sordariomycetes; Hypocreales; Clavicipitaceae
Source: the annotation of a GenBank genome assembly